CUUGUUAACCUCCAAACUCAAUCCCCUAUAAAUACAGAGUCAUACUCUAUUCUCAGUAACCAUCUUCUAGGGUUUUAGAAUUCACCCAAAAACCUCUCUCAUGGCAGAAGGGGCUGCACCCGAAGUGGCCGAUCCCAACGCCGCCGUAGACAUGGAUGUCGAGAACGCAGGUGACAACGGCGGUGAGACUAACCAGAAGCGUACCAGGGAGGACGAGGAGCCCCUGGCGGGUGAAGAUUCGAAGAAGCAGAAGGUGGAUGAGGAGAAGUCCGUAGAGGAACAACGACUGGAGAAUAGCAGCGAUCAAGAAGGAAAAGGGAAGGAAACAGAGGAAGAUAAAAUGGCCGAAGCAGAAGGAAAAGAAGAGAAUGCAGCAAGUGUUUCCGUGAAGUUGGGAUAUAAGAGCUUCGGUUCUUCCUCGGAGAUGUUCCAUUACUUCUACAACAUACUUCAUACCUGGCCUCAAUAUGUCAAUGUUAAUAAGUAUGAACAUGUAAUGUUGUUGGAGUUGCUUAAGAACGGCCAUGCAGAGCCUGACAAAAAGAUCGGUGGAGGGGUUCGCUCUUUCCAAGUUCGCAAGCAUCCUACCUACAAAAGUAGGUGCUUUUUCCUCAUCAGGGAAGAUGACUCUGCUGAUGAUUUUAGCUUCAGGAAGUGUGUCGAUCACAUUCUUCCCUUACCAGAUGAGAAGUAUUUAAAAUCUGGCGCGAAUAAGGAAUUUGGUGGUGAUCGUGGUUAUGGUGGUGGAGGAGGAAAGGGUGGCAGAGGUGGGCGUGGUGGAAAAGGGGGCAGAGGUGGGCGUGGUGGAAAGGGUGGGUUUGGCGGAAGAGGUGGGCGGCGGUAAAGGUGGAGAUGGCGGAAAACGUGGGCCUGGCGGAAGAGGUGGGCCUGGUGGUCAUGGGUGAGGAGGAGAGUGGAGAUAUUGAAUAUGAUGGUUUUUAACCAAAAUGUGGUUUUUUUUUGUAUGCUUGGUCCGCGUAAUUUCGUGUUUCUUGUUAUUCAGAUUUUGAUGUUAUUGAGCCAUAUCAGGCAGGACUUAUCUUGGUUAUGUACAGAACCAAAAUAGAACUGAAUGUUUAGUUUGGUUUGACUUACAAGAAAAAAAGUAUAUUUUUCAUAUGGAGACGGGUUUUAA
Vigna unguiculata (cowpea) is the source of this 1135-nucleotide messenger RNA. RefSeq lists its product as uncharacterized. Gene Ontology annotation, cellular component: chloroplast; nucleus. NCBI's taxonomy places the organism in Eukaryota, Viridiplantae, Streptophyta, Magnoliopsida, Fabales, Fabaceae. Gene Ontology annotation, biological process: chloroplast rRNA processing; nucleologenesis; chloroplast organization. The record is from RefSeq and is a predicted model, not a curated record.